CUCUUGGUUUCUCCCACUCCACUUCCUCGUGUCUCUCCUGUCGGUACGUCCCGCAGCUUCCUCUCCGCGGACGGGCUGCUGUCACACAGCCACCAUGUUGUCCCAGUCCCGGUGUCUCACCAGGAAUUUCGGCCGCUCCCUCUCUGCCCUCCGCCAGGGGAAUAAUGCGUUGGCUCGUCGAGCUUCAUCAGCUCUGUCAGCAAGCCAUUCUGUCACUUUCAACAACACUGUAAAAUCGGAUCCGCGAUCCAGCAUCUUCCAAAUCCAGUACUUCAGGACAUCUGUAGCCUACAGGGAUGAAGUUGUCACAGUCAAGACCCCUGCCUUUGCAGAAUCUGUCACAGAAGGGGACGUAAGGUGGGAAAAAGCUGUUGGAGACACAGUCUUAGAGGAUGAGGUGGUGUGCGAAAUUGAGACGGAUAAGACCUCAGUGCAGGUUCCCGCUCCUGUUGCUGGAGUGAUUGAGGAGCUUUUGAUUCCUGAUGGAGAAAAAGUCGAGGCGGGAACUCCUCUUUUCAAGCUUAGAAAAGGAGCCGUUGCUCCUAAGGCUGCAGAAGCUCCAAAAGCCGAGGCUCCGGCCGCUGCGGCCCCUCCACCACCUUCUGCUGCUGCGCCUCCCCCUCCUCCUCCCUCGGCUGUGGGCCCCAUUCCCACAACUAUGCCCCCUGUGCCACCUGUGCCAGCACAUGCUAUGGACAUCAAACCAGUUUCAGCCAUCAAGCCCACAGCUGCUCGUGCUGCACCAGUGGCCCAAGCAGAGGGCGGAGCUAAAGGAGCCAGGACAGAGAGCAGGGUCAAGAUGAACCGCAUGAGACUAAGAAUUGCCCAGAGACUGAAGGAAGCCCAAAGCACCUGUGCUAUGUUGACAACGUUUAAUGAGGUCGACAUGCGCAACAUCUCAGAGAUGAGGACGUCUUACAAAGAUGCCUUCCUGAAAAAGCACAACAUCAAGUUGGGCUUCAUGUCGGCAUUUGUGAAGGCUGCUGCCUACGCUCUGGCUGAUCAGCCUGCCGUCAAUGCUGUAAUUGAUGACACAACCAAAGAGAUUGUGUACAGGGACUACGUCGACAUCAGUGUGGCUGUGUCCACGCCAAAGGGUCUGGUGGUCCCUGUAAUCCGGAACGUGGGGGGAAUGAAUUUUGCAGACAUUGAGAAAACCAUCAAUUUGUUGGGAGAAAAGGCUCGUAAGAAUGAGCUGGCUGUUGAGGACAUGGACGGAGGAACCUUCACCAUCAGUAACGGUGGCGUGUUUGGGUCCAUGUUCGGGACGCCCAUUAUCAACCCACCACAGUCCGCUAUUUUAGGCAUGCAUGGCAUCUUUGACAGGCCUGUGGCAGUCGAUGGCAAGGUGGAGAUCCGUCCCAUGAUGUACGUCGCCCUGACGUACGAUCAUCGUCUGAUUGACGGAAGAGAGGCCGUCACUUUCCUGCGCAAGAUCAAGUCGGUGGUGGAGGACCCCAGGGUGCUGCUCCUUGACAUGUGAACCCUUGUGAACUCCAGGCCCAACCAAACAAACCAUCCUACAACAGUGGCUGUUCUCACCUGAUGAACAUUACCGUAAACUGCAGAUGAUAUAUUGUUGUGUUGGUUAAAUAUAGAAAAGAGGAACAGUUGGGAUGUGCGAUGGACAUUUUGUAAGACUGGCAGUGAUUAAUAUGUUGGUGCUGUUGAGGAUAAUGUCAGGGUCGGGUUUCUGUGGUGCUGGUGUCUAGAUCAAAAAGAAAAGGAUGUUCUAUUACACAUGUGCGCUAUAUGUCAUUUUCUACAUUCAACUAAAUGAAAUGUCACCUUAUUGUGAGAUGAAUGGCAAAUAUAGUUCAAACUGCAUAGUGUCAUUUCAUAAUUUUGGUUGAGAGAACAAUGAGCACAUAUUUGGGCUUUAAACAAAGAAACACUUGCUGAAAAUGUCAGAAGUGACAAAAUCCUCCUCAGAAUUGAUGCCAUCUGUUUUACAAACACGAGGAAAGAUCUUUUAAUGCUGUGUAAGAAAGACUAUUUAAGAAAAAAUUAAGUUUUAAACAAUAAAAACUGCAUUACUCACCUGUA
Molecule: messenger RNA, 2046 nt
Organism: Hippoglossus stenolepis (Pacific halibut)
Lineage: Eukaryota; Metazoa; Chordata; Actinopteri; Pleuronectiformes; Pleuronectidae
Gene: dlst
Product: dihydrolipoamide S-succinyltransferase
Exons: 15
Coding region: 95-1483 (462 amino acids)
Biological process (GO): tricarboxylic acid cycle
Cellular component (GO): oxoglutarate dehydrogenase complex
Molecular function (GO): dihydrolipoyllysine-residue succinyltransferase activity
Source: RefSeq, a predicted model, not a curated record